Drosophila rhopaloa is the source of this 833-nucleotide messenger RNA. RefSeq names its product transmembrane protein 222. The coding region runs from base 159 to 737 and encodes 192 amino acids. The transcript is spliced from 2 exons. NCBI's taxonomy places the organism in Eukaryota, Metazoa, Arthropoda, Insecta, Diptera, Drosophilidae. The record is from RefSeq and is a predicted model, not a curated record.
CAGGUAGAUGUGGGUGAAUUUUGUUUGUACAUACACAUAUGCUCUCAGCAAUCCGUGAAUUGCGUCUGCUUUAUUUUUCUCUUAUCGAGUAAUUCAACCCCGAUCGGAAAAGUUAGCGACCGAUUUGCUGGGCACUAAGACCGGAAAGACCUGUAAUAAUGUCGACGCACCCAAGUCAUCAGCGACAACCGUCAGAGGACGUACAGAUCUCGAUGGGUGGAUCCGGCAAUGGCGUGCCGGAAAGAUUACCCCCGAUUAGCGCGGAGGACCAGCGCUUUCCGUACUGUAUCGUGUGGACUCCCAUUCCAGUGCUCACCUGGCUGCUGCCCAUGAUAGGUCACAUGGGCAUUUGCACCUCGGCCGGAGUGAUUCGUGACUUUGCCGGCGCCUACUUCGUCUCGGAGGACAACAUGGCGUUCGGGCGACCUACCCGCUACUUGAGAUUGCAUCCAAAGUAUGUGGAGGGCGGUAGCUUUGCCUGGGACGAGGCCGUGUCCAAGGCAUCCGUCCUCUACGGCACCCGCAUUCACAACAUCUUCUGCGACAACUGCCACUCGCAUGUGGCCACGGCCCUCAUAAACAUGCGCUACAAGAAUAGCACCGGAUGGAACAUGCUAAUCCUUAGCAUGUGGCUCUUUGUCUGCGGGCGUUACGUCGGAAUCGGGGGCAUCCUUAAGACCUGGCUGCCGUUUGCGAUUUUCCUGACCAUUUGUAUACUGCUAGGCGUCUACUUUUAGUGGCUAAGACUACAUUUAUUUUAUAUUAUUCUAUUUAAAUGCAUGUUAAAGUGAUGUAGUUUAAUUAUAUGUACGGGAUUUUACUAAAAACGGAAA